Messenger RNA from Ricinus communis (castor bean), 1348 nucleotides. RefSeq lists its product as uncharacterized. The record is from RefSeq and is a predicted model, not a curated record. The coding region runs from base 65 to 1108 and encodes 347 amino acids. NCBI's taxonomy places the organism in Eukaryota, Viridiplantae, Streptophyta, Magnoliopsida, Malpighiales, Euphorbiaceae. The transcript has 10 exons.
AUGGAUAAUUUCUCAUGAAGGACGGAGAGGGCAUUCAGAAAUUAGUCUUCAUCAAUUAAAAAAAAUGGCACUCUCCAUCUCCACAUUUCAACCCCUCUACAGAUUUUCCUUGAAUUAUCACCUUCAGAAGCACUCAUUUCUUGUACUGCCUACCUCAAUUUCCAUCCCAAACCCUACCACUAUCACUACCUUACCGCUGCUACUCCCCAUUUGCCGAGCCACUAGGUCUCAAACUGGACCACUCAAGAAAACCUCUUCCAAUUCCUCCUCUUCUUCUUCUUCAGCCUCUUCCAAUAAGAAGAAGAAGAAAAGGGCCAAAAGUGGGGAUGCUGCUGGUGCCAAUAAUUUGAGGGAUGUUGACAUAGUGAAGGCUGAAAAUCAAUAUGUGGAUGAUAAUAAUGAGGAUUCUUAUUCGAACACGAAUACGGAUUCGAAUUCACAUUCAAACUCGUACUAUCCGACUAUGCCACUGCCGAAGCCACCAGCAGGAUUUGUGGUUGAUGAAAAUGGGAAGGUUCUCAUGGCUUCUAAUAAGCGGAUUGCUACCAUUGUUGAUUCCUCCAAUAAUAAUCCAUUAGAGUGCAUUAUAAGAAGAGUCUUCAGAAGUUCACAUGGGGAUGAAUGCAUGCUGCUCUGCCCACUAGACACGCCUGUUCAGAUAUUAAAGAGCACAAAUAUUGAUGGGUGGUCAGCUGUCAGUGAUGAAGAAGUUGAAGCAAUUCUUCCAGCUGCUGCAUAUGCUCUGGCCAAGAUACACAUGCACCUAGUGCAUAGCGGGUUUUGUUAUACAGCAAGGGGAGGAUUUUGUUACUCUGAAGAUGACAUAUUUGAUUUCCGCACAGAUGAUGGUCAAGAUGUAGAUGGCUUGCCAACUGAAGGUGUAGAAAUUACAUGCUUCCACCUGGAUGGUGCUCAUUACAUGAUUUAUACACCAUCCGACCCACUUUUGUUCGUUGCUGUCAAGGAUCAAAAUGGACAACUGCAAAUUGCUGAUGAUGAUCUCUUGGAGGACCCUGCUAUCAUAAGUGCCAUUGAUGAGGAUACUGAAUUUAAUGCCCUGGUGGAGGAAGAAGCAGCUCUUCUAGAAUCGUUGAUGGGUGAAAGAUGACCAGGUAGUUGGUGUUAAUCUGAGUAGAAUCUUUAAAACUUUUCCUUUCAAGUGGCUUUUAGUUACAACUCUUUGAAAGUAUCUAACCCGGAAAACAUGUAAAGAGUUGCAAGAACAUUACUUGGUAAUUUCUUUGUUUCUGUACAUAGGCCAUUUGCUAGCUAAAUAUAUUGAACUAUGAGGAAGUGCUUUUGAUAUGAAUCUUGGCCAACUAUUAUUAGAUAUAUCACCAUUGCCUUA